Molecule: messenger RNA, 1224 nt
Organism: Rhodamnia argentea
Lineage: Eukaryota; Viridiplantae; Streptophyta; Magnoliopsida; Myrtales; Myrtaceae
Product: probable disease resistance protein At5g45440
Exons: 1
Coding region: 1-1224 (407 amino acids)
Biological process (GO): defense response to other organism
Molecular function (GO): ADP binding
Source: RefSeq, a predicted model, not a curated record
AUGCCUCCAGAUGGUGAUGCCUCUCUCCUUCCACAACCACUUGAAGAAGAAAUGAGGAAUGAUUCAGGAGUCAGUAUGGCUCUACAGAUCGAGCAGUACCUGCUGGAGAAGUUCGAAGCUGGGCUUGAAACUAGAGACAAGAGUGGCUCCAAAAGUGCAUUGUACAGCCACUUCCGGGAGCUGAAGGAACUGCUUGGAGAUGAACUCCACUCAGCUUCAUGCGAGGGAAAAUCCAUCAGGGACAAUCUCUAUUACCUCAAUGAUGUCCUUACCGACUGCCGGACACUGUUGAAGAAGCAGAUUCUGUCCAAAUACAGAAUUAAGAGGAGCCUGGACAAGAUCAAGGAGGAACUUGUGCGGAAUUCAGGUACCGGCUGGAGCAGUGAUACUACUCAGGAUAGCAAUGGUGGAAGCUCAAUGAAGAGUCGUGAAGUUUCCGGUCCAAUUCCUCUGCAAGCAGAUUCCGUGAAGGGAUUUGCCAGUGAAAUGGAGUUACUGGAAUCUCUGUGCAAGAAACCAAGCUCCAACGAAUUCAAGGCGAUUGGCGUGGUGGGGAAAGGAGGGAUUGGCAAAACAACUCUAUGCCAAUUGUUCUUCAGCAACGCACAAAAGAGUAGAGAGUUCAUUCCUAGAAUUUGGGCGAGCUUGUCCAGACAGCCUACUGAGAAUUCCGGAAAAAAGGCAGAAAUUGUCAAGGCAGUGUUGUUCCAGCUAGGUGUUGAAGAGGAAGUCAGCGAUAUGGAAGCUAAUUCUACGUCUGUGGAUCAUAAACUAAGUGCUCUCGUCGCUUUACUCCACAAGCAUCUGUGGGGGAAGAAGUAUCCGAUUGUCUUGGAUGGCGUUCACAAUGCAGACGAUGAAUGGUAUUCUGAUUUGGGCUCGAGCUUAAGCAAGGGGGCUCACUGGGGUCUCCGCCUUGCGCACGGAUUGCCGAAAGGGUACGGCGGGAGAGUCAUUGUCACAUGUAGGAACGAGGAGAUGGCCAGGAAAAUGGUUGGAGAGGACAAUCUGCACCAGAUAAUGCCACUUUCGGAUCCUAAAAUUUGCUGGGCGAUAUUCGAGAAUUCAACCAAGCAACAAGGAAAGCAAAUUGAUUCUACCAAAGAGGAAGAGCUGAAGAAGGAUAUCGAGAAUAAAUGUGCUGGCCUCCCCGUAGCUGCCAAACUAAUGCGUCAAAUGUAUGAACCAACAACUUCAGCAGCACCAGCAAACUCAACUCCAUGA